UUCCGCGUCUAGUCGAGUCUGGUGUCAGUAGCUUCUGCAUCCACAUCCAUCACAUCCAACCAUUACACGCAGCUUCAGAUUUUUCACUUCCUGUAACUCCUUCUCUUUCGAACCUCCAACUCACCAAUAAUUCAAAAAUGGCAGGAAAGAAGAUCAUCACCGUUUUUGGUGCCACGGGCGCCCAGGGCGGUGGCGUCGUCAACACCUUCCUCAACGACCCGGCCUUGAAGUCGGAGUGGACGGUCCGGGCCGUAACCCGCGAUGCGUCAAAGGACAGCGCCAAAAAGCUCCAGCAGUUGGGCGCCGAAGUCGUCGUGGCCAAUGUGGACGACAAGGCAUCGAUCGCCAAGGUCUUUGAGGGUGCCGCCGCGGCCUUUGCGGUGACCAACUACUGGGAGAAGAUGAACAUGGAAGCCGAGAUCCAACAGGGAAAGAACAUCGUUGACGCAGCAAAGGAGACUGGGCUGCCGCAUCUCAUUUGGAGCUCGCUGUUCAAUGUCAAAGAACUGACCAAGGGCAAGCUGUCACAUGUCUACCACUUUGACGGCAAGGCCGAGGUCGAAAAAUACGCCCGUGAAGUCGGAAUCCCGGCCACGUUCUUCCUCCCGGGCUUUUACACGACCAACAUCCCGGGUCAGAUGCUCCGGUACAACCCAGACACCGGCGCAUGGGUUCUCGCCAUGGCCAUGCCGGACACCGCUCCGAUCCCGCUGUUCGACACCGCCAACACGGGUAUCUGGGUCAAGGCUAUCGUCCGCAAACGUGACCAGCUGCUUGGAAAGCGCGUCUUCGGUGCCACCAAGUACACCACCCCGAUCGAGAUUCUUGAAGCGUUCAAGCAGACUUUCCCGAAGGCCGGGGAGAAGGCCACCUUCUUCCGCCUUCCCGACGAAGUCUUCACUGCAGGGGUCAAGGAGGCCAUGGGUGUACCUGAUUGGGUGGCUGAAGAGAUGCUGGAGAACAUGCGCUUGAUCUACGAUGGUGGCUACUAUGGGUUCGAGCCGUUGGAUGAAAGCCUGGCCAUCCUCGAGGACAAGCCGACUACCUGUUUGGAGUUCAUUCGGAACUCGCCUGCCUUCAAGGACUUGGAAUAGCCUCUGAGUGCAGACUUCGGAAUUUAUCUUACAUCUGCAUGUUGUAAAUGGAUAUGAGACUCGUAAGUCGAUGCACUUAUUACUACUAUUUAGACAGGGGAAGCCCGUACCAAUGCAUAC
Colletotrichum destructivum is the source of this 1214-nucleotide messenger RNA. Its product is annotated as Putative NmrA-like domain, NAD(P)-binding domain superfamily. NCBI's taxonomy places the organism in Eukaryota, Fungi, Ascomycota, Sordariomycetes, Glomerellales, Glomerellaceae. Bases 138 to 1094 code for a protein of 318 amino acids. Gene Ontology annotation, cellular component: nucleus. The record is from RefSeq and is a predicted model, not a curated record. The transcript is spliced from 4 exons.